This is a messenger RNA of Volvox carteri f. nagariensis, 1131 nucleotides long. RefSeq lists its product as uncharacterized. Gene Ontology annotation, cellular component: spindle pole. NCBI's taxonomy places the organism in Eukaryota, Viridiplantae, Chlorophyta, Chlorophyceae, Chlamydomonadales, Volvocaceae. The record is from RefSeq and is a predicted model, not a curated record. The coding region runs from base 1 to 1131 and encodes 376 amino acids. The transcript is spliced from 4 exons. Gene Ontology annotation, molecular function: protein binding. Gene Ontology annotation, biological process: establishment of meiotic spindle localization; spindle organization; mitotic cell cycle.
AUGGCCGCAUUAGCGAAGCUUCAGCAGGUGCAAGCGCAGGAGCUUAUAGAUGAGUAUUUCUCGAAGUGCAGGGCGUAUUUCAAUGCCAUGGCCACCAUCAUACAGCGCUGGUGGCGGGGAUACUACAGCCGAAAGAACAUCCACAACUACUAUGCGCGGAAGCGAUAUCUCCAGCAAAUCAAGGAGCGCAACCAGCAUAUACGGGCGGAGCUCAACUUGGAAGCGGAGCGGGCAAUCAUCAUGCAGCGACAGGAAGCGGAGGAGCGCGCACGCAAGCUGUUUGCGGAUAAGCUCAGCAAGCUUCACCACCUGGUGUCCACUUCCGUACAGCCUGGCAUCUUCAACUCACCGUAUAGCAUCGCCACCGGCACGCUGCCGGUCAUUAUGGGCCUUACGGUAGAGGAGCACCUAAAGUCCACAAUCAAAGCCCAGCUCGGUUUACAACCGGACGCCUCAGGCGGCGGUCUUUCCGGCGGCAGUAGUCUCGCCGGAAGCGGCAAGUUGCUACCGCCUCUGCGCGGCAGUAGCAAGGGCCGCGUGCGGUCCGGCUCGGCCGGCCGCAGCGGUGGCGGCAGCGGCACGGGGCAGCGUGUGGGGGAUGCGCCGUUGUUUCCGGCGAUGGUGGAGGUGGCGGGACGGACGGUGCCGGCGCGUUACACGCUGCGUCAAACGGCGGAUUUUGAAGCUGUCCAUCGUGAGGCGCUCAUGGAGGAGAAGAUCCACAGAGGGGAGGUGGGUAGCGGCUCUGGCGGUUCGUGGGAUGUGGGACGGUGCAGGUUGGAGAGAGCAUUACGACACGUGCUUGGAGUUGUGAGGUCAGAAGGGCACAGAAGGGAUGCAGGUCCAGGGAGGAUGGGAAACAGGUGCUCGGAGAAAUCCAAUGUGCGGCGUCAGAUGCUCUCGCACCACCCUCAGGCGUUUGCGAACGCGCUGGGCGCAGUGAAGGCGCCGUUCUUCGACCUGCAGACCAACCGCAACCUGAUACCGUACGACGACCCGUACGACCCAACCGUCGGAAUGCGCGGUCCUCGCUUCACGCCCGACCAGCAAGCCAUCAGCAAAUCCGCAUUUAACCGUUACAUCAAGCGACAGCACAUAUUUGAUAAGAACAUGGCGGCCGAGGCGUAUUAG